Messenger RNA from Cucurbita moschata (crookneck pumpkin), 1608 nucleotides. RefSeq names its product IQ domain-containing protein IQM1-like. The transcript is spliced from 10 exons. Bases 1 to 1488 code for a protein of 495 amino acids. The record is from RefSeq and is a predicted model, not a curated record. NCBI's taxonomy places the organism in Eukaryota, Viridiplantae, Streptophyta, Magnoliopsida, Cucurbitales, Cucurbitaceae.
AUGGGUAAGCAGAGGAGGGAUUUCUUAUUGAUAUCUGCGAGAUUUGAGUGGUUGAUUAUUCCAUCACCACCUGCAUUUUCUUUCACGCUUCUUCUUCUUUUCGACUGUCCAUUCAAAUCCUGGCAGCGCCUCUGCAAAGGGAAACCCCAGGAAGCAGCGCCUCUGCAAAGGGAAACCCCAGGAAGCAGCGCCUCUGCAAAGGGAAACCCCAGGAAGCAGCGCCUCUGCAAAGGGAAACCCCAGGAAGCAGCGCCGGAAUCUCGACCCCAGGAUAAAACCCUCAUCCAUUCCAUCACAAACCCAUCAGCCGCCGUCAAAUUGCAGAAAGUUUACAAAAGUUACCGAACGAGACGGAAUCUCGCCGAUUGUGCUGUUGUCGUUGAAGAAUUAUGGUGGAAGGCGUUGGAUUUCGCCGCUCUACGGCGGAGUUCAGUGUCGUUUUUUGACUCCGACAAGGCGGAAACCGCCGUGUCGAAAUGGUCAAGGGCCGGAGCAAGAGCUGCAAAGGUGGGUAAAGGGUUAUCAAAGAAUGAGAAAGCUCAGAAAUUGGCUUUGAGACAUUGGCUUGAAGCUAUCGAUCCACGUCAUCGCUACGGGCACAAUCUCCACAUGUACUAUAAUGUUUGGUUCCAAAGUCAAAGCUCGCAGCCUUUCUUUUAUUGGUUGGACAUCGGAGAUGGAAAAGAGUUGAAUCUCGAAAAAUGUUCUAGAACAAUUCUCCAACGACAGUGUAUUCAAUAUCUAGGACCAAAUCAAAGGGAGGCUUACGAGGUGGUAGCGAAGGAAGGGAAGCUUGUAUACAAACAAAGUGGCAAUUUCGUAAAUACGGCGAAUGACUCCAAAUGGAUAUUUGUUCUUAGUGCUUCAAGAAAUCUGUAUGUGGGGAAGAAGGUGAAAGGCCAUUUUCAACACUCCAGCUUUCUUGCUGGAGCAGUCACCACAGCUUCUGGCAGAUUGGUAGCUGACAGUGGCAUUCUCAGGGCUAUAUGGCCUUAUAGUGGCCAUUAUCAUCCCACGGAAGAAAAUUUCAUUGAGUUCACUGAGUUCUUGAAGGAGAACAAUGUUGACCUAACAAACGUUAAGAGAUGUGCAACAGACGAGGACGUGCCACCCAAUGACAAAGAGAAGGGAGAAACCGAUGAAACCACAGAGGAGGAGAAGGAAGUGACAGGGGGCGGUGCCACCACCGAGAAAGCUGCAGCGUCGUCGGGAGAAGCGGCGGAAAUGGAACGGCACUGCAAUGUGGUUCAACGCAGAAGCAAGUGGACCACAGGCGCCGGUCCUCGAAUAGGCUGCGUAAGAGAAUAUCCAACACAGCUUCAAUUUCAGGCAUUGGAAAAGCUGAAUCUCUCGCCAAGAAUCACAUCUGUUCAACAGGCAUUCAACUCCAACUUGCCAAUUCCAUCACCAAGGCCUAGCCCUAGAAUCCAUAUGUCCCCUAGGCUCGCUUGCAUGGUGCUCUCGAGUCCUCGAACGUCACAAUACUAGUUGUGUCGAGUUCAUGAGAUUAUUCAAUGACGUGUAUUCUGUUGCAGGUAGAAGAGGAGAAUUCAUUUCAUAGUUUUAGAGGGCAGCCAUGAUUGAAUAACUUUUAGUUUUUAGUUACAA